AUGCUCCCCAAGAGCUUGAUCGGAGUCGCAGGACUCGCCGCCCUCGAGGAGGGCACCAUACACUCGGCCCCAUUGCUCCGCGGCAUCAAGAAGAAACAGUGGACAUUCCCAAACUCAAGGGCUCGCGCAUACCGCCUGCCCUCCGGCGCAUCCGUCAUCGCCCUCGAGUUCAACCCCACUCCCUUGGACUUCUCCCUCGCGACCGUCAGACAGGCAUUCAAGGACCUCCUCCGAUACAUGGGCACGCUCGACAGGGACCAGACACUCAUCCUCACGGGAUGGGAGUUCGCAGCAGUCCUCGCACAGCUCCUCGCUCUCUUCGUCCCCAGGCACCCGGGAUUCGAGCUCAUCGCCUUCGGGAAACCAUGCCCAGGGAACAGGAGUUUCGCCCGCUGGUACAACAGCAUGCUCCCCUUCCAGUUCUCCUUCCACGCACAGGGUGACUCCCUCGGCCAAUACUGCAGAGACCUCGUCCCAAGGUCGGACCCCGACUCCCUCUGGGAGGAUAAGCCCCACGUAUUCCUCGACAACGCGGAGCAGAUCUUCCCCGCCGCAGGCGACGACCUCACCCACCACGACAGGAACUACUACAGGCGAUGCUGCUACAGCCUCCACAGGUGCAGGAGCACAGUCCCCCCCCGCGAGCCCUCCCUCCUCAAGCGCUCGGCCUCCAGGAUCCUCAAGCGAUUCUUCCGCGGCGUGGUCGCAGACAGGGGGCUCAUCGCGAACGCGCGGAGGUUCAAGGCCUCCGGCAUCAUGGACCCCUCCUCAUCGCUCACCGACGACCAGAUCGUCACAAGGCUCCGCCAGCAGCCGCUCAUCGACUGCGCAAGGAGGCUCUUCAUCGCGCUCCAAUACAUCAUCAGAGCGGCCCAGGUCAAGUGCGGGCCCGACGCGGCCCAGGUCAAGUGCGAGCCCGACGCGGCCCAGGUCAAGUGCGGGCCCGACGCGGCCCAGGUCAAGUGCGAGCCCGACGCGGCCCAGGUCAAGUGCGGGCCCGACGCGGCCCAGGUCAAGUGCGGGCCCGACGCGGCCCAGGUCAAGUGCGAGCCCGACGCGGCCCAGGUCAAGUGCGGGCCCGACGGGGACAGGGCGGCGAAGCGCCCAAGGCAGCACGAUCGGCAGCAGCGGCAGCAGGACCAGGACACCCAGGAGCCGUGGAACAUCAGGGUCGUCCUCUCCAUCACCCUCAUACACCUCAACCCCAACGUCUGCUUCGAAUACAUCCAGAGGCACCAGACACAGCCCCAGCAGGAGCUCAGGAACUCCGCGGCGGAGGCCUUCCUCGCUCUCCAGGACUUCAUCUCCGAGGCAACCGCCCCAGGUUACAUCCUCGACGCGCACGGGCUCCUCCGCCACGCCAGGCUGCCCGCCAAGAUCAACGCGUACAUCCGCGCGUUCAAGAGGUGGAAGGUCCCCGACGAGCAGAAGAUCACCGCGAGGAUACAGCACUCCCUCCUCGGGAUAUACAGCGCGGAACUCCGCAUCCCCAGGGGCCACCCCGACUUCCAGGCGCAGCAGCUCGAGUUCGCCCUCCAGAAGACCAAGCUCUGGGAGAAAUACGCUCAGCUCAACUCCCCAGAGGGCGCACUCCAGCUCCAGGAGUCCCUCCGCAAAGAUGGCUUCGUCGUCGACCUCCAGCAGGACGCGGACAUCGUCGCGGGCGCACGGAUGACCACCCCCGCAGAGGAGGCGACCAUCCGCCCGCCAAGGCUCACCGACACCCAGAUGUCCAACGAGCAGAUCGCAUACGAGCUCUUCCUCGACCCCGCAUUCAAGAUCCCGGACUCCCACGACCCAAACGCAAGGGACGUGCACUCCACGGUCAGGGUCGCCUUCAGAAACGCCUUCUGGGAAAGCCUCGCCGUCGACCUCCAAAUGAACCCCCCGGUCUACGCAAGAGUCGUGAACGUCUUCGCGGAGAUCGUCCAAGGCUACCUCGAGAUCCGCCCUUCCGACACGGCCCUCGUCCGCCAGAACGUCAACCUCCCAUACAUAACAGCACAGAUCGAGGCCGCCACAUUCCAGUGGCAGGACAUCAUCGCAUACCUCCAGUUCAUAUUCUCAAACCUCCUCAAGAUCGAGCCGACCGUCCUCCGACAGGAGGGGUCGCAGUGGCAGGACAUCGUGCACGGCUUCGGGGGCUCCCAGGCUCGGGAUCAGCCAGGGAUCGCCACAAGGGCACUCAGGCUCAUGCUCGACUCCCUCCAGAAGCUCAGGCUCCACAUCGCAAACUCCAGGCUCUCGAGGAUCGCCCACGUCAUCGCCGCCCACGGGGUCGAGUACCUCAAGGCACACCACAAGAAGUUCGCCGCCGCAAACCCCGAGAGGAUCGCACAGGACAGGGCCUGGCUCCUAUCCGCCGCAAGCAGGCUGCCCGCCAUCGACACCCAGGCGCUCAGGGAUGGCUCCCCGCAGCAUUCUCCGCCGUGCUCAACCACGCAAUACUCUCCGUCGUCGCCUCCGACCAGCACCUCGACCUUCCAGCUACACUUCCUCAUGGACAGGAUCGCAGUCGCAGCGGUCGCGCUCGCGGACUUCAAGCUCUCCAGGGCAAGGGAUGUCUCCCCCCAGCAGAGAUCCCAGGCGGUCAUCGCCGUCGCCGACACCCUCAACACACUCGACAUCGCCCAGAGGAUCGACAUACACUCCGUGUGGAUCAUCACCCUCCAGGCCCUCCUCCCAACCGUCCUCCAACACCUCCAGAACACCCUCCCAAAAAACGCCAUCCAGCUGCUCCAAGACCCCCAGGAACCGGGCUCCCUCGAGGCGUUCUUCCAGAUCCCAGAGGCAUUCUGGAACGUGACACAGGACGCCGUAUACAACAGGUGGCUCGAGAUCAUCGCCCACGAGAAGAAGCCCCCAGCCGUCAUCCCCGCUGCCCUCAAGAUGCCAACAAGGCCGGUUUACCCCCGCAUACUCCGCAACGCCCGCGCACUGUGGAGCGUCGUCGACGCAAAGCGCAAGAUACACGCAUCGGACGUCAACGAAGCGCUCGCAAACGCAUCCCCGCAGUGA
Molecule: messenger RNA, 3018 nt
Organism: Guillardia theta CCMP2712
Lineage: Eukaryota; Cryptophyceae; Pyrenomonadales; Geminigeraceae
Exons: 5
Coding region: 1-3018 (1005 amino acids)
Biological process (GO): signal transduction
Source: RefSeq, a predicted model, not a curated record